Messenger RNA from Quercus robur (English oak), 1265 nucleotides. RefSeq names its product cycloeucalenol cycloisomerase. The transcript is spliced from 8 exons. The record is from RefSeq and is a predicted model, not a curated record. Gene Ontology annotation, molecular function: cycloeucalenol cycloisomerase activity. Lineage: Eukaryota; Viridiplantae; Streptophyta; Magnoliopsida; Fagales; Fagaceae. The coding region runs from base 121 to 993 and encodes 290 amino acids.
AUAACUAAUAAAACAGCCUAACGCUGAAAGCUAGUUCGUCAACACUUCACUUUUACACUCUCUUAUCACAUAACUCCUCAAAAAGAUCUGAAUCCAGACCCGAUUACCCGAACAGAAAAUAUGGGCGGUGUGAAACCGGGUACGGGUACGGGUCAGAAUUUGUGGCUGGCUACUGACCCGAGCAAGAGAUGGGGCGAGCUCUUCUUCCUCUUCUACACUCCUUUCUGGCUCAUUCUGUGUUUAGGCAUUGUCGUUCCAUACAAACUCUACGAGAGCUUUACAGAAUUGGAGUACCUACUUUUGGGAUUGGUUUCAGCGGUUCCUUCUUUCUUGAUACCAAUGCUCUUUGUUGGGAAGGCUGAUAGCUUUUUGCCUUUGAAGGAUCGUUAUUGGGUCAAGGCCAGUUUAUGGAUUAUACUCUUUAGCUAUGUAGGGAAUUACUUUUGGACCCACUAUUUCUUCACAGUUUUGGGAGCUUCUUAUACUUUUCCGUCAUGGAAGAUGAACAAUGUACCACACACAACUUUCCUUCUCACACACGCUUGCUUUUUAUUUUAUCAUGUUACAUCAAACAUGACACUUCGCAGACUCCGGCAUUCUAUUGCCGACUUGCCAGAGAAAAUUCAGUGGAUUUUUGAGGCUGCAUGGAUUUUGGCUCUUUCUUAUUUCAUAGCAUACCUUGAGACUUUGGCUAUUUCUAAUUUCCCUUAUUAUCAAUUUGUGGACCGAGCAUCCAUGUACAAAAUUGGCUCCUUGUUUUAUGCCAUCUACUUCAUUGUAAGCUUCCCUAUGUUUCUGAGAAUUGAUGAGAAACCUAGCAAACCAUGGGACCUACCGAGAGUGGCGGUUGAUGCUCUGGGUGCUGCUAUGCUAGUUACAAUAAUACUUGAUUUGUGGCGCCUCUUUCUAGGACCUAUUGUUCCUGUUUCAGAUUCAAAACAAUGUCUUCAACCAGGACUGCCAUGGUUUCCAGGACAUGCCAUUGAAACAUGACUGAUGAAUUUGCAGAACAGGGACAUGGGUUAACUUCCUGUCAUCUUGCUGAUGCUGUAAUGUUUUUUGUACCAACUAGAUCAUUGUUGCUUUUUUACAUUUUUAGGAUAUGUAAAAAAAUUGUUUGGGCAAGCAGUAAACAAUCAAGUUCACUAUUGUUGUGAUUUAUUUCAGCUCAGUCUAUUUAGAUUUGACACUAAAAUGAUGAGGAUCUUCUCUACUGUUCAACUUCAAACUAAAAUUAAAUUUGUCUCAUUUUCUCUUUGAUAUUA